This is a messenger RNA of Culicoides brevitarsis, 6978 nucleotides long. RefSeq lists its product as uncharacterized. The transcript has a single exon. Gene Ontology annotation, molecular function: nucleic acid binding. Bases 742 to 6978 code for a protein of 2078 amino acids. The record is from RefSeq and is a predicted model, not a curated record. Gene Ontology annotation, biological process: DNA integration. Lineage: Eukaryota; Metazoa; Arthropoda; Insecta; Diptera; Ceratopogonidae.
CACAAAAAUCGUUAAAUUUUCGUCUCAUCGUGGAGAUCAAUCGUUUUUCAACACAAAAAUAGUGAAGUUUUCGUCUCAUCGUGGAGAGAAAUCAUUUUUCAACACAAAAAUAGCAGAAUUUUCGUCUCAUCGUGGAGAUCAAUCGUUGUUCAACACAAAAAUCGUUAAAUUUUCGUCUCAUCUUGGAGAGAAAUAGUUUUUCAACACAAAAAAUAGUGAAGUUUUCGUCUCAUCGUGGAGAGAAAUCGUUUUUCAACACAAAAAACAGUGAAAUUUUCGUCUCAUCUUGGAGAGAAAUCGUUUUCAACACAAAAAUUGUUAAAUUUAGAUAAAUCGUUUUUCAACACAACAUAGUCAAUUUGAUCGUGCCAACACAUCAGUUUCAAAGUGCAGCUUUGUUCGUUCACCUUAUCAGAGUCCAAAUCAACGUCCUAGUUAAACAAGCUACAUCAGCAAAAGACGAAGUUCAACAGAAAAUACAUAAUCUGGGUCAACAAAAUAAUUGCAAAGUCCAACACGAAGCCAUUCAACUUUAAAAAAAAUAAAACAAGUAAGUGGAACAUCAACAAUAAAUUACACAGUCAACAUUUUUGAAGUGUCAUCAAAUUCUUCAACAACAAUCGAAAGAAUUUACAAUCGCAAAGUCGCUGAAGUCAUCAAAUAUUUCAAUCGUUGUUUGUAAACAGAAAGUUGUAAAAAAUAAUUGUGUUGUUUACUACGUUUACUAUCAAUUAAUUCAUCAUGGCGACGUCAUCAGCUGUUUUAUACAAUCAACUGUGUAAGUUGCAACAAGAUUUUGAGCAAUCAAGAUCAAAUUUCAAGAAAACUAAGGAUCCAAAAAGAAGAACUGAACAAUACGUACGCGGAAAAAUUGAAGCUAUCCAGAAUAUCAAAAGUGCGUAUAGAGAAAUUUUCUUGCAAUGGGCCAAUUGUCAACCAGAUGCAGAACUUUUGACCGAAAGGAAAAAAGCAAAAAUAGACAUAGAAUGCUGGGAAAGUUACUUGCAAGCAGAAUUGGAUAAUAACUUUGUAAAUCCUAUCGAGCCUCAAGAUGAACAACCGCUAAUAAAUAUUGAAAAUCAAGAAGAAAUCGUUUUCGAUCAACCUCCUAAUCAACAACCGCAAGUAAAUUUUGAAGAUCAACCAGCAAUCGUUUUCGAUCAACCUCCUAAUCAACAACUUCAAGUGAAUGUUAAAAAUCAAUCGGCUAAUGUGAAUAAUGGAGUGAAACAACAAACUUCAAAAAAUUCAACAAUCUUUGGAGCUACUUCGCAAAUGCCUCAUUUGGAUGAUUCCCCGAUUCAAUCACCAAAAUCCAAUGGUUUUGAAGCAUUAAAUUUUACUAGCAAUUUUGGUAAAAGUUUAAUGAAUCAACAUCGUUAUGCAGAUAAAAAUCGUGAGCAGCCAAUCGUUACUACAACAAUUCAAGGACGGAAUCAGCGACCCAAAACAAUUUCUGUCGUUCCAGAACAACCCACAACCAAUCUGGAAUUCCAACGUAAUGUUAAACUGUUGUACAGCGCGAUAAAUAAUAUGAGAAUCGAAAUGAGUCGUAUCCAAAUGCAAGAUAUUACAACUUGGGAUGAAAAGUCGGUCGAUAGGGAAGAACGUGCCUUAGAAACCCUACGAGGAAGAGCAGAAGCAUACUAUUACGAUUUAUUGAAAUUAGAUUAUGAUGAAGCAUCAAAUUAUUUCAAAGAAUUUCCAUAUGAAACUAUUCUUCACGAAUAUCAUAGUCUGAUCAGUUAUCUACGAAACGUCGUUACACAAAACAAGCAAAAAGCAGAUCAUAUCAUUCCACUGCCAAAAUUGAAAAUGUCAGUAUUUAAUGGAGAUUACGCAAAAUGGAAUUCUUUCAAAGAAUUGUUCUUACAAGUCAUUCAUCGCAAUCCAAAAUUGAGUGCAGUCGAAAAAUUGGAGUAUCUGAAGGCACAUCUUAGUGGAGAUCCUCUUCAACUCAUCAACCAUCUGGCGAUUACAUCAGCAAGCUACGAAGCGGCAUGGAAUUUAUUACUUCAACGUUAUCAAAAUGAACGCAAAAUAGUUUAUAGCUUGUUAGACAAAUUAUUUGACAUCAAAGAAGGAAGAACCAAACCAUCUUUCAUCGAAAUGGCCGAUCUCAUGCGAGAAGUUGCUCAAACAAUGGAGCAUUUAGAAUGUUUCAACGGCAACACGUUCAUCAUUUACAUGUACGAAAAGGUCAUGGAUUAUAGUACUCGUUCGUACUAUGAGCAAUUCAUCGAAAAUUCAUCAACUAUACCAACAGCACUUAAAAUGGUCGAAUUUCUACAAGCACGAGCUGCAGCAAUCAACGCUAAUCCAAAAAAUUAUCAAAACAAUCAAAAUUCGUUAACAAGGCAUCAAAAUUUUCGACAACCAUUUGUGAACAAACCAAGAAAAAGCAACAAUUUCGUUCAAUCGUUUAAGAAUAAGUGUGUUGUCUGCAACGAUCAGCAUUUAUUAUAUUUGUGUCCAAAAUUCCUGUCAAUGACGCCGUUACAACGUAAAUAUGAAGUUACAAAAAAAAGACUUUGUUACAAUUGUCUCAACGAGCAUUCAGUGAAGGAGUGUAACAGCAACAAAACGUGCAAAGAAUGUGGAAAAUUUCAUCACACUCUUAUUCACAUUCCUCCAAAACAAUCGCAAGUAAAUUUGGUUACUGCAUUAAAUGUCUUGCUUGCAACCGCAAUUGUGAAAAUCCAAGCAAAAGACGGUACAUGGGUUCCAAUUCGUAUACUUAUAGACAUGGGCGCUCAAGGAUCUUUCAUCACAGAAGAUUGUGUUCAAAAAUUACAACUUUCCAAAAAACGUACACACAUCAAUGUCGUCGGAAUGGGAGAAACAGCUGCUGGAGAUUGCAACAAAAUGGUUUCAGUCGUAUUGUCGCCACAUUUUGCAUCAAAUUAUCGUAUGCAUGUCAAAGCAUUUGUGAUGAAAAAGUUAGUUGGUCAAUUACCCACGCAAAAGUUCGAAAUAAAUAACAGAAAGGUGAUGAAUCUCAAGUUAGCUGAUCCACAUUUCAAUAUUCCCGCAAAAGUUCAUAUGCUCGUGGGAGCUGAUGUCUACAGCAACAUCUUAAUUACAGACAAAUUCAUUCAUGGCGAACCUUCAGCCCAAAAUACACAAUUUGGGUACAUCCUGUUUGGCAAUACUGCAGCAUCCAAGCCUCAAAAAACGUUUUCACUUAUUACAACUAUGGACCUGUCAAAGCAACUUAAAAAAUUCUGGGAGCUUGAAAGUAUUCCAGAACAAAAAUUCCUGUCAACAGAUGAUAUGAUGUGUGAGCAGAUUUACUCUGAAAACGUCACGAGAGCACGAGAUGGAAGAUAUAUCGUAAAAAUACCGUUCUAUGAAGAUAAAUUGGCUGAACUAGGAGAUUCUCGAUCAAAAGCUUAUGCGCGUUUGUUACAAAUGGAAAGAAAGCUAGACAAAAACCCAUCGUUGAAAGAAAGUUAUGUUGAUUUUAUGCGAACUUAUGAGAAACUUAAUCACAUGACUGAAGUUCCAACAGGAACAAUUAAGUAUUUCUUCAGUCAUCACGGAGUCGAACGGCCAGAAAGUACAACUUGCCCUCUUCGAGUCGUUUUUGAUGGAUCUGCUACGUCAUCAACUGGUUUAUGUAUCAACGAUUGCAUGUAUAAUGGACAAAAAUUGCAAAAGGACAUAUUUGAAAUCUUAUUGAAAUGGCGCCAAAGGAAAAUCGCUGUUGUUGGAGAUAUCGAAAAAAUGUACCGUCAAAUAUUAGUCACCGAUGAAGACAAAUCGUAUCAAGGCAUUUUGUGGCGCGAAAAUCCUGGAGGUCCUGUCAAGGAGUAUGUCCUUAACACAGUUACGUACGGCACAAGGAGCGCACCGUUUUUAUCAAUAAGGACCCUUCAUCAAUUGGCCAAGGACAUCGAUAACGAGCAAACAGCAAAAUUGUUGACUGAAAAUUUUUAUGUUGACGAUUUACUUGCAUCGUUCGACACAACAACAGAGGCAAAAACGGCAUUAAAUAAUAUUAUUUCUACGUUACAAUCAGCUGGUAUGCCGCUACGUAAAUUGUCGAGUAAUCAAGAUAAAUUAUUUAAUGGCCUCCCCGUUGAUAUCGUACAAACACCUUCAUACGAUAUUGAAAAUGAUGAAACUGAAGUUAAAACACUUGGUAUGAGAUGGCGCCCUGUUCGAGAUAUAUUCAACUUUAAAAUAACGUUACAAAAUUAUAAAAAAAGGACAAUGCGAGAACUUGUUGCUGAUGUUACCUCACUUUAUGAUCCGUUAGGACUUGUUUCACCUGUAAUCAUUGUCGCCAAAAUGCUGAUUCAAAAAGGUUGGAAACUUAAAUUAAAGUGGGAUGAUCCUUUACCUGAAGAAAUUGUACGAGAAUGGGAAGAAUACCGUAGUCAACUUGGUAAUCUUUCAGAAUUUAUAAUAAAAAGAUGGAUCAAAUACCGACCUACCGCACAAAUUGAAGUUCAUGGAUUCUGUGACGCUUCCUUGAAAGCUUAUUCAGCUGUCGUAUACAUAAAAACAACUUAUAAAGAAGUUACAGAAGUUAUUCUUCUCACCAGCAAGACAAAGGUUGCACCGCUUGCUACUCAUCAAUCUCUUGCAAAACUUGAAUUGGAGUCUGCAUCAUUAUUAGUCGAUAUAAUUACAGUAAUUCGAAGAACUAUGGAGUUUGGCAAAAACACACCGUACUUUGCUUGGUCAGAUUCCGAGAUAACAUUAGAUUGGAUCGCAAAGGAGCCGUAUAACUGGAAGACGUUCGUAGCAAAUCGAGUAGCAGCAAUUCAAACCAAAGCAGAAUAUUUAAUUUGGAAUCAUGUUUCUGGAAAAAUGAAUCCUGCAGACUUGGGAUCUCGUGGACUAACCGUCAAGAAGUUGUUAGAGUCAGAUUUAUGGUUCCAUGGACCGGAAUUCUUGAAAAAACCCUCAUCUGAAUGGCCAAAAAGAACAAUUCAACCAACAACGCUCGAAGCGAAAAUUCAUACUUUACAAAUCAAAGUUUUUCGUUCAAUCAUCGAUUUUACACGUUUUUCAUCGUAUUACACACUCAUCCGAACAAUUGCAUGUUGUCUGAGAUGGAAAACAAAACAAAGAGGUUUCAUUACUGGAGAUGAAAUGUCCAACGCAUCAAAAAUUGUCGUUAAAUUCGCCCAAGAUGAGAUGGUUGGCGCCUCACAUUUGGAAAAAUUAUCAACUUGCAACAAAAAAUUUAAAUCGUUAACACCUUUAAUUGACGAAAAUGGCAUCAUCCGAGUGGGAGGACGUCUUCAACAGUCAAUUUUGGCAUACAAUGAGCAGCAUCCCAUCAUCUUAGAUGAUUUGCAUCCGUUUUCAAAGUUGUUAUGCAAACAUAUUCAUCAAAAACAUGGUCAUUGCGGCACAGGCAAAACUAUGGCAUUUAUCAGACAAGAAUUCUUCAUCACCCGUUGCAGAUUAUUAGUGAAAAAUAUCAUAAAAAAAUGCGUUUUAUGCACUCGUCUCAAAGCUGUCACACAAAAGCAAAUUAUGUGUGAGUUACCAAAGAAUCGAGUCGUUGGAUCAAUUCGACCUUUUGUUCAUGUUGCCUUGGAUUAUUUUGGACCACUCAACAUCCGCAUGUCGCCAGGUAGAGGAGCAAAAACUAUUAAGGCGUAUGGCUGUAUAAUUACGUGCCUUGCAUCCAGAGCCGUGCAUUUGGAAUUAGUAAUUGGUUUGGAAGCUAAAGGCCUUUUAAACGCAUUAACUCGUUUUAUGGCGCGACGAGGUCUCGUUAAAACAAUUUACAGCGACAAUGGAACCAAUAUGGUAAAAGCAAAACGGAUGUUGAAUGAAGAUUACCAGAAAGCUGUUUCCGAAGCAAUUAAUUACGCAGCACCAUUGCUCGCAAAUCAAAAAAUUUCUUGGAAUUUUUCUUGCCCGAGUUCACCCUUUAAAAAUGGAUUAACUGAAAUCAUGGUUAAAUUUUCUAAGCAAUUAAUGAAAACUUUAAUUGGAGAUGUCGUACUUACAUAUGAAGAAAUGUCAACGUUUUUCUGUAGCAUCGAAGCCAUCUUAAAUUCCAGACCACUUUGUACAAUCAAUGAAGAUACCGAACAAGCAAUUUUGACGCCAGCAAAGUUAAUUAUUGGAGAAAAUUUGACGUCAGUUGUUGAGCCCAUCGUAGAAGACAUCAACGUUUGCCAACGGUUUUUGUUGUUAAAGCAGUUAAAGCAAGAGUUUUGGAAGCAGUGGUCCAGCGAAUAUUUACACACUCUUCAAAAACGUACCAAAUGGCAAACGCCUGCAAAAAAUAUGGAGAUUGGUCAAAUUGUUCUAAUCAAGGAUGAACGUUUACCUCCUUUAAAUUGGAUAAUGGGAAAAAUUUUGGAAAUUUUUCCGAGCCCUGAUGGUCAUGCACGCGUAGCUCGCGUAAAAACUUCAAUUGGUGAACUUAAACGUCCUGUUCAAAAACUUGUGUUAUUGCCUACAGAUGAUGAACAACCAAAAAAUCUUGGAGACGGCGAUGAUGAUGAUGUUUCAAAAAAUCAUCAGGAAAAACAACAACCGAAAAAACAACCUAUUCCUGUGUCAACUCGAGUUCUACGUUCGCACACAAAAUUUGGAAGUUUCACAUCUAUCAUCAUGAUGUUAUUGUUCUUCUUAAUCAGUGGAUGUCGCCUUCAAACAAUUUCGAUUAAAUAUCCAAUUCAUGAGAUUAAAAAUGAAGUCAAUUAUGUCAGUGAUCAACUUUACAUGGCAGAAAUAAUGUGUGGAAUUGGAUGGAGCCUACCAGAUAAGGAACGCUGUGCAGCCAUCAUUCCUGAGUUUCGAAAAUCUAUCAAUAAUCUACAAAAUUGGAUUGAAAACAUCUCAUAUGAAGACUCGGACACCUUCGAAGCAUGCACUUCAAAAUGUCAUUUCAUGGAAGCUGAUCUACAUUUUCCAACAAAAUUAACAACAUUCGCCAACAAUACUUUUUAUGAACUUGCACGUCAUGCAAAAAUCGCAAACGUUUUUACCUAUUCAACAUAA